Molecule: messenger RNA, 1549 nt
Organism: Puccinia graminis f. sp. tritici CRL 75-36-700-3
Lineage: Eukaryota; Fungi; Basidiomycota; Pucciniomycetes; Pucciniales; Pucciniaceae
Exons: 4
Coding region: 118-1368 (416 amino acids)
Biological process (GO): C-terminal protein methylation
Molecular function (GO): protein C-terminal leucine carboxyl O-methyltransferase activity
Source: RefSeq, a predicted model, not a curated record
GUCCGAUCUCUCAGAUACCCGGUCAGCAUUUUCUUGUCUCACCACAACCUUCUAAUUUUUUUCAAGCACCUUCACCUCAGCAUCGUCAGAAAAAUUCUAGUAUUUUUGAGCAUAAACAUGUUCUCCGGCUCGAGAGGACGAGGAAGAGGAGGAAGCAGGAGUAACAGAACACCAGCAGCAAUCGAUCCGGAUCGGACGGUUAGGGAGACUGAUAUCGACGCUUCUGUUGCUCGAUUAUCCGCGAUCUCUAAAAACUACAUACAAGAUGAAUAUGCGGAGUUGUUGAUGUCUUGUCAAUACGGGGGGAGUCAAGAGAUGAUGAUCAGAAGACCACCAUGGGUGAACAUAGGAACGCAUCAUCGAACAUACCUGAUCGACGAGCUAGUCUCCAGCUUCUUAGGCCCACCCGAUCACAAUCAACAGGAACAAGAAGGAGAAGCAACGACGAAACAAGUGCUCUCGUUAGGCGCAGGGAGUGAUAGUCGAUUCUGGCGUCUCAAGAGUCGCUUUGAUCGAGAGAAUAAUACGUGGCCAAAUGGUCGAUGGGUCGAAACCGAUCUGCAACCAACAGUGACAACCAAGAUUGAAAAGAUCGUGUCGAGUGAAAAGCUGAGGCAAGUCUGUGGGGAGGACCCGAUCGUGCUAAGGUCCGACGACCCCGACCCUACGUCUUCUUCCGAUCGGCCGCCGACCGAGCUCCAUAGUCCGCAUUACUCCCUACUCUCAACCGACCUGCGUCGGCCGACGGAGCUGGUCGCCAAACUCAGCAGCCCCGAUCCGACUUCGACCACAAGUGGACACUCGCUCCUAUGUCCUGAAACACCCACCCUGAUCAUCGCCGAACUCGUCUUUCUUUACUUAUCCCCUACCCACACGCAUACUUGUCUGCAAUCUCUGGUCGACUAUUUCCGUGGUCCGUUGAUGAUCAUUUGUUAUGAGGCGCUCGAUCUGGAAGACAAUUUCAGUAAGAUGAUGGUCCAGAACCUUGCCACUCGAGGAUUAAGUAUGGCGGGAUUCGAAGCGAAUCGGUCGAUAGAUUCGCAGAUCCAACGGUUCAAGGAGCAUGGGUUUACGGAGAUUGUGUGUACGGAUAUCAAGGCUUUACGCACCCGUUCUUGUGCAGGAAAUCAAAAGGAUGGAGAUCCAGAUGAGGGGGAGGCGGAAGGAUGGAAGGCUAGAUGGAGUGCUGAGUUGGAUAGGAUUAGGAAACUCGAGUUCUUGGAUGAGGUCGAGGAACUGGAAUUGAUCUUGCUCCAUUAUGCGCUCUCUUGGGCUCGAAAGAAUUUCAUCCUACCUUCUUCUUCUUCGUCAACUACUAAUGCUACUACUACUAAAUCUACUGUUGGCUUCUAUUUACCCAAGUUUUAGGUUUUGUUGGUUGCAUUUUGUAUUCAUUUAAUUAAUUGAAUUCUAUUCAUAAAUUUGAUACACCAUUAUCAAGAAUAUUUCCUUUUCAUGUCUCCCAUAUGUCUUCAUAGCAUUGGAUGCUUUAUUUAAGAUUUUCCUCUGGUCCAUUCAUCUCUGCUCUAAGCUUGGAGACUUACAUGAU